AAAGUUUCCUGCUGUGGCAUGGAAUAGAAAGAAAAUGACAGCGAGACUUCUAAGAACAACCCUUGCUUUGCUCUCCCUUGGCCUCUUUGGGGUCCUGAAGGCAUCAACAAUAUCAUGCAGAAAUGARGAAGGUGAAGCUGUGGAUUGGUUUGUCUUUUAUAAAUUGCCCAAAAGGCAAGACAAGGAAACUGGAGAGACUGGGCUAGAGUACCUAUACCUAGACUCCACAAUCAGAAGCUGGAGGAGGAGUGAGCAGUURAUGAAUACCACUGAGAGUGCAUUGGGAAGGACAUUACAACAGCUAUAUGAAGCAUAUGCCUCAAAGGGUAACAGCACAGCCUAUCUAAUAUACAAUGAUGGAGUCCCUACAUCUGUGAAUUAUGACAGAAAAUAUGGACACACCAAAGGUUUAUUGCUGUGGAACAGAAUCCAGGGGUUCUGGCUGAUUCAUUCUAUUCCCCGGUUUCCUCCAAUUCCUCAAGAAGGCUAUGAUUAUCCAUCCACUGGGAGACGAAAUGGACAAACUGGCAUCUGUGUAACUUUUAAGUACAACCAGUAUGAAGCAAUAGAUUCUCAGCUCUUGAUCUGCAACCCAAAUGUCUAUAGCUGUUCCAUCCCGGCCACCUUUCACAGGGACCUUGUCCACAUGCCCCAGCUGUGUGCCAGGUCGAGCUCAUCAAAGAUUCCUGGCCGGCACCUCGCCACACUUCAGUCAUCCCGAGGACAAAACUUCCUCCAUUUUGCAAAAUCGGAUUCUUUUCUUGAUGACAUCUUUGCAGCCUGGAUGGCUCAACGGUUGAAGACACACUUGCUAACAGAAACCUGGCAGAGAAAGAGACAAGAGCUUCCUUCAAACUGCUCCCUUCCUUACCAUGUCUACAAUAUCAAAGCCAUUAAGAUAUCUCGACAAUCUUAUUUCAGUUCUUACCAGGACCAUGCCAAAUGGUGUAUUUCCCAAAAAGGCACCAAAAACCGCUGGACAUGUAUUGGAGACCUAAAUAGGAGCCCAUACCAAGCCUUCAGAAGUGGAGGAUUCAUUUGUACCCAGAAUCGACAUAUUUACCAAGCAUUUCAAAGAUUAGUUUUGUAUUAUGAGGACUGUGACUAACUCAGUGAAAGAAUACCUGUGCUAUCAUUGAAAACAUCUAUAAUGAAUCUUGCAUGAGAGCCAUUAUUUAAAUAUUUGAGGCCUUUAAGUAUGUUCAACAUAUCAUCAAAUAAAACAUGCUUUUCCAAUGUU
Molecule: messenger RNA, 1240 nt
Organism: Urocitellus parryii (Arctic ground squirrel)
Lineage: Eukaryota; Metazoa; Chordata; Mammalia; Rodentia; Sciuridae
Gene: Dnase2b
Product: deoxyribonuclease 2 beta
Biological process (GO): apoptotic DNA fragmentation
Molecular function (GO): deoxyribonuclease II activity
Source: RefSeq, a predicted model, not a curated record